This is a messenger RNA of Conger conger (European conger), 3653 nucleotides long. RefSeq names its product lysosome-associated membrane glycoprotein 2-like. NCBI's taxonomy places the organism in Eukaryota, Metazoa, Chordata, Actinopteri, Anguilliformes, Congridae. Gene Ontology annotation, biological process: protein targeting to lysosome involved in chaperone-mediated autophagy; autophagosome maturation; cellular response to starvation. Gene Ontology annotation, cellular component: autophagosome membrane. The coding region runs from base 102 to 1271 and encodes 389 amino acids. The transcript is spliced from 6 exons. The record is from RefSeq and is a predicted model, not a curated record.
UGUAGCUUGUCAUAUGACUUUAAUUUCCUCCUGAUCUCCGGUUGUUCAGUGCUGUUAUUUACAGUUUUCAUCCACUGCUUUGUUUUAUUUAACGAAACACAAUGUCUCAUUAUGCCUUUCUCGUUUUGCUCCUGGUUUUAGGAAGCGACACUUUGUAUGGUGACAACAUAAGUGGUACCCCAGAUCUGACAACCGCACCAACCCCUCAUGUGACCACCGGCAACACCGUUCCAACGGCAGCACCGACCGCUCGCUCUACCACUGGCACCACUGACCCAGCUCCAGUAACAACAGGUGCCACCACAGUGCCAACACCUGUGCCAGCAAAUGGCACUACAGCGGCACCCCCGCCUGCCCCAACCCCGGCCCCCACAAAUAGAACCACACCUGCCCCAACCCCCGCACCUACAAAUGGUACCACAGCGCCUCCACCUGCCCCAACCCCCGCACCUACAAAUGGUACCACACCUGCCCCAACCACCGCACCUACCAAUGGUACCACAGCGCCUCCACCACCUGCCCCAACCACCGCACCUACAAAUGGUACCACAGCGCCUCCACCACCUGCCCCAACCACCGCACCCACAAAUGGUACCACAGAGCCCCCAACCGCCACACCCACAAAUGGUACCACAGUGGCACCACCUGCCCCAACCACUGUUGCCCCCUCUCCCAUGCCCCCACCUUCUGUUGGGAACUACAGCAUUCUGAGCGCUGAGAACGGCAGUGCCUGCCUGAUGGCCACCAUGGGACUCCAGAUCGGCUACAAGGUUGGCGAGGUUUUUAAGAGCGUAAAUCUGGUCCCCGCCAACACUACAGCCUCAGGAAAGUGUGAAGUUAAUGGAAGCGAUGCCUCUCUGGUGCUGACGUUUGACAAAUCAUCCAUUUCAUUCUCUUUCAGAGAGGAAGGGGCGAAAUUCCGUCUACACGCAGUGAACGUCUUGCUCAGCCUGGGCACUACUGGCACCUUCAACGCAAGCAACGCUAACCUGUCCCUGUGGGAGGCCUCUGUGGGCAGCUCCUAUAUGUGCAGAAGAGAUCAGGCCUACAACAUCACCGACGUCCUCAUCCUGCACACCAGGGACCUGCGGGUGCAGCCCUAUAAGGUGCAAAAUAACAGCUACGCCACAGCUCAUGAUUGUGCAAUGGAUGACACCAGCAUCCUAAUCCCAAUAGUUGUGGGUGCUGCUCUGGCUGGCUUGAUUCUCAUUGUAAUGAUUGCUUAUGCGAUUGGUAGAAGAAAGACCUACGUCGGCUAUCAAACCCUUUAAAGUCAUCCUGGAUCGCUAAGGCAAUGAUUUCCAACCAUGUUAUUUGUCGUUUGUUUUGCUGUCUUUUUUUUCUUUUCUUUCUAUUUGUUCAGGAACAAGUGCAGGUUCUUUUUGUCGCCACCUUGUAGUAGAUGUGUGCUACUGCACGAGGUUUGUGUGUAUUCCUGGACUUCAGUAUUAUGUAAAGAUAGCGAUUGCAUCAGACGAAAGACGUCGGGACACGUCUUUCACAGUUGCUGUUUGUACUUACUAGGAAAGGGGGGGUUUGGUGGCUGUUUUAAUUCUGGUGGCUGUCGUUUUAUGGCCGUAAACUUUUCAAGCCCUUACAUUUCACCUGGAUUUGCAGGACAGUGUUAUAACUAUGCCCUGUAUCUGCACAGGGGAGCAGGACAUUAGCCCAUAUCAGAGUAGUGUAGAUGUGUGAGGAGCUAUGACUACAGUGUAUUCAGCAUCAGGGCUGACCAGUUGUGGAGUUGACCCUGAGCCUGCACUUGUUUCCUCCCGCAUGCAGUUUUUUUUUUUUUUUUUCACAUUCGUGUCAUUCUUCUAUCCAUGUAUAUGUUGGUCAGCCCUUGUCUGCCGGUUUGACUCAUGCCCCCCCAUACGCAACCAAACAGUCGCCGGGCAGUCACACAGGUGGUCAUACACACUCCGCAGGGAGGGGACGUGGGUUGCGAUAGUCAUUUGUAUUCAGGUGACUAAAACUCGCAGUAUGUAUAGAAUUCUGUUUGGCGUUGCCUUUGCUGAGAAUUUUCCCUUUUCACCAGCCUUUUUUAUGGUCCUCCUAGGCAAGGUCUUUUGAUUUUGACAGAGAGACAUUCCCACGUUCUACCGGAGCCUGCUUGCAUUUGGGGUGGCAUUAGACAAACCUGAAAACAAAGGUUAAUUUUUUUCCCCCAUUUCUUGACAUACUGUUCAUUUAUGGGUGUUGGGUUCAUAAAAAGGGAUCGCUCAUCGCAGCAGGCUACCAUCAAUUCGGUAAAAUGGCUUAUAUCCUCUGCUGAAAGCCAUUACUUACUUACCUCCUCUAACUGAGUUGUUCUGCUUUCUCAUGAACUGAGAACCCCUUUCUGUGACACUUUGGAUUUUCUCCAUUGUGAACGUCUGCAGCGUAAGGGCAGGUCAGAUGGUUCUUUAUGAUCUACAGAGAAACAGUGCAUGUUCUAAAGGUGGAGGGCUUAUUUUAUUGACUGAUUUUUUGUUUUACUGCAAGACUUAAUCGUAAAUUUUCCUGAAGUUGAUCUCCUAAAUUUCUGCCCUUUGAAUCUGUACUUCAAAAAAUGAUUGAGUGCAUGGAAAAAAAGAAAAGAAAAAAAAAAAGUCUGUGAUCAAGCAGUUCUGUCCAUUUGUGUUGCAUGAAUCAUUAGGCCGCAGUUGUCUGCAUUGGUGGAAUGUGAUGGUUGUUUAGCCUUCACAGAAGUUCUAUUGGUUUGUUUCAUAUUUGGAGCAUGGUCGCAGUCAUCGUGAUUUACGCAAGGCUGUAAAUGCCUUGCACAGUGCUGGCGCAGUCAGACUGUACCCCUCUGUGUUGCGGGUUUUGACUGCUUUAAUUGAAGAAUCGCUCAAAUAUUCCUCCUCCCUCUCGGUGUUGCUAAUGAAAGGUAUUAAACCAGUGGUCUCCAACCCUGGUCCUGGAAAGCUACUGGGUGUGCUGGUUGAGACCCAGGUAAGGUGAAUUAACUGCGUAAUCAACUGCUCUAAUUGAUUUAUUAAGUGCAGACAAACAACAAAAACCUGCAGACCCUAUAGCUCUCCAGGACCAGGGUUGGAGACCCCUGUAUUAAACUGUUUCACUCCUCCUGCCCAUUCAAGUUUUUCAUUCAAGAACAGAUGGUAGUGAACACAUCAGUGGGUUGCAGUUUUAGGUGUUUCACAAAUCCGUUCAAUGAUGUGUAAUGGUCUGCUUUUGAACUGGAAGUGUCUUCUCAUGAGAGCUGUGUACCUUGCUUUACAAAAUAAUAUUUUGUAAAUUUCUCUGCAGCGUGAUUGUGUUUUAAGAGAGUAAGAUGGUUCUUUAGUAUUUGACUUCACCUGAAAGGUUUUGCAGAAUUUCUCGUUUGGAAUAAAAUUUCAAAAGAAUGUAUUUUUCUGAAAAGGGAGUCCGCACCGUAGCAUAUAAUUAAAAUAAAAAUGGUAAACUGCUCACUUUUUGUUUACAUGUUCUGUCGGAACAAAUUUGACUUACCUGCAUACUAAGGCACAUGGCACUAAAUUGUGGGUUUCUGUUUUAAUAGAUGUUCCGAUCUUUUAAAAUUGACCGAGACGCAAUGCAAAACUGCAGAACCUUGGUGAUUUCCUAAGGGUUUGUGUUUAAAAUUGUAAGGACCAUUUUAUAUUUUUUAAGAGAUGAAAAUAAAAAUGUGCUUCUUGGUUCCUCUGAAA